Messenger RNA from Odontomachus brunneus, 902 nucleotides. RefSeq lists its product as uncharacterized. The record is from RefSeq and is a predicted model, not a curated record. Bases 1 to 756 code for a protein of 251 amino acids. The transcript is spliced from 4 exons. Lineage: Eukaryota; Metazoa; Arthropoda; Insecta; Hymenoptera; Formicidae.
AUGUCGUCGCCAUUCGACUCGACCCGCCGUUUUAGAACAAUUUUUCGGCAUUUACACAGCAAAUUGGACGAGUCGACAUCGAGUUGCCGGGACGGAAACGGCGACAACGACGACGACGACAAGUUUUCUUUGGUGACAGUGACGAGUGCUUCUCUUCAGGAGAGCACCGGCAGCACAUUCACCGGAUCCGUUUGCACCGAUUGGCAAGACAAAUUUGCGUGUCGUGCGUUACACAGGCGAGGCCGUAUCUUCAGUUACCGGAAGAGAAAGACACGUCUCGCCGAUGGAGUCUUCAGCGCACCCGCUGGUGUCUGUCCGCAUCGCGUCACCUCGUCGAUCAGCCGUCGCAAUGUGAUUCCCGGCUCGUGUUCAUUUGGCCGCAAAAAGCUAACAGAGCUCGGCUCUCGAGUGUUUUCGCGCCUUUGCUUCGCGGCAUUCUGGUCGGAUUGUUGUUCGUGGAUGCACUUCACCUGUGGCCCGGAGAAUUUUUACCCACGUCUCUACCCUCGAUCUUGCCGAUUACCUUACCGCCAGUCAAAUGCAACAUCAUCGAGCCACGCUGGUUCGAUAAUAAAUGACUGCAAAUCGCGUCUGACAGAACCUCCACAUCAAGCGUACGCGGAAUUUUCUCCCGAUAAAAAUUCUCAUCAAUCUGACGCGCACAGUAAUAUGAUGCAAGGUAAAUUAACAAUCAUCUUUCUCGCCAAGAAUCGACAUUGGAAGAUUUUUCCUGCAAUAUCCGUGAUCGGUGCAUAAACGAGAUGUCGGCUCGCAAGAAUAAAGCAUUUAAGUUAUUAUCGAGACCGGUUUCAGCAAAUUGUUUUGUUAGGAAACAACAUUUAUAAUCGUUAUGUAUGCCAGUAAUAAUACCAACAAUAAAUUCUCGAGUAAAAUGAUCACAG